Paramisgurnus dabryanus is the source of this 494-nucleotide messenger RNA. The record is from RefSeq and is a predicted model, not a curated record. Lineage: Eukaryota; Metazoa; Chordata; Actinopteri; Cypriniformes; Cobitidae.
AUGUCAGUGUUUGGAGAACAUGUGCUCUUUGCUAUUGUGUUUGUAUAUAUAAAGGUAGUGCUGUCAAAUUCUGAUGAGAGUUUGGACCUUGUUGAGUUGAAUCCACCCGACCCUUGGACUGUGGACCCUCGAGAGGCACAGGAACUACAAGCUGGAGAGCUCAUGUGGACAUACAUUACACAUGCGUGUAUGGAACUCAAAACAGGAGUCAAGAGGAUGAUGUUUGAUCCCUGGCUGACAGGACCGGCAUUUGCCAGAGGAUGGUGGCUCUUACACGAACCUCCAUCUGAUCCCAUGGAGAGACUCUGUCAGGCUGAUUUCAUUUACAUCAGUUGCAUGCACUCUGACCAUCUGAGCAGCUUACAGACACGAUCCAGAUACGAACCUUCUGACAUCUUGGGCCAUCUCGAGCCACCAGAACUUCCCCUGAAUGAGUGAGAGGGUACGACCAAUGCCAUGGUGACCAGUGCCAACAGAGGUGUGUAUUUGUUUGA